Messenger RNA from Lecanosticta acicola, 780 nucleotides. The record is from the annotation of a GenBank genome assembly. Lineage: Eukaryota; Fungi; Ascomycota; Dothideomycetes; Mycosphaerellales; Mycosphaerellaceae.
AUGGAAGCUCCCUCACAUUCCAUCGCUGUCGUGAUCCCCACGCUAAAUGAGGUCUUAGCUUUGCCGAAGACGGUCAGACGCCUGUAUCAGUCGGCCAACAAUCCUGAUUCCAUCGCAGUUGUCAUUGUCGACGCGUCGCCCGAUGAAGCACCGACAAGAGCCUGCCUGAGCCCCUCGUUGUCCACAGACCCUUCGCUCCAUCUCGUGCAUUACUCCGGUCAGCCCUCCCGUGGCCUGCAGAUGAAUUUCGGAGCGGCACACGCCAGCAAUAUAGCACCAGAGACAUCCGUGCUGCUAUUUCUCCACGCCGAUACGCUUCUCCCGCCGUCAUGGGACACUACUGUCCUGGAUGCCCUCUACAGGUCGCCGAAUCCACCUUUGCUAGGCUGCUUCAAGCUUGCUCUUCCACCUCCUCUGUCCCUGAGCCUGCGCAUCAUGCUGUGGUGCGCCAACAAACGUGCUGAACUCGGGAACUUGCCAUACGGCGAUCAGUGUUACUUCAUAACAAGACGCGGCUUCCAACAGGUGGGCGGCUUUCCACCGGUGCCUAUCAUGGAGGAUGUAGGCCUGUUACGGCGGGUUUCUCAACACGGCGGGCUCAUCAGAGUCGUCGAUGUAUGCGUCGAGACCAGCAAACGCCGCUGGGAGAGGAACGGCGUAAUAUGGAAUACGAUACUGAACCAGUUUUUCAUGACGGCUUGGCUUUGCGGCACACCUCCAGACAUCAUUUAUCGGUGGUAUUAUGGCCCACGAAUGCUUAAUACAAAGAAGCGAGAUUGA